This is a messenger RNA of Centropristis striata (black sea bass), 2103 nucleotides long. It is a transcript of the gene gck, whose product is annotated as glucokinase (hexokinase 4). Gene Ontology annotation, biological process: glucose 6-phosphate metabolic process; regulation of insulin secretion; glycolytic process. Lineage: Eukaryota; Metazoa; Chordata; Actinopteri; Perciformes; Serranidae. The transcript is spliced from 10 exons. Bases 109 to 1548 code for a protein of 479 amino acids. The record is from RefSeq and is a predicted model, not a curated record. Gene Ontology annotation, molecular function: D-glucose binding; glucokinase activity; ATP binding. Gene Ontology annotation, cellular component: cytosol; mitochondrion.
AUUCAGUGGUACUCACACUUCACUGACUCUGCACACACACAGGGUGGACACACACUCACCGCACACCUAGAAACACACACAGAGGCUCAUUUAGAUAAACCUGCGACGAUGCCUUGUGUCAGCUCUCAACUCGACCAGAUGGUGAAGAUGCCUUGUAGCUUCAGCUCCUUGGUGGAUAAAUUCCUCAUGGUAGAACAGAUCCUGUCAGAGUUCAGGCUGAAUACGGAAGAGCUUAAAGAAGUGAUGAAGAGGAUGCAGCAUGAGAUGGAAAGAGGACUGCGUUUAGAGACACACGAAGAGGCCAGUGUCAAAAUGCUUCCAACUUAUGUCUGCUCCACCCAUGAGGGGUCAGUGUGUGUUCUGACAGAGGUGGGAGAUUUCCUGGCUCUGGACCUGGGGGGCACCAACUUCCGUGUGAUGCUUGUAAAGGUGGGUGAAGAUGAGGAGAGAGGCUGGAAGGUGGAGACCAAGAACCAGAUGUACUCCAUUCCUGAAGAUGCCAUGACAGGCACUGCUGAAAUGCUAUUUGACUACAUAGCAGAGUGCAUGUCAGACUUUUUGGACAAACAUCAUAUAAAGCACAAGAAGCUUCCUCUGGGUUUUACCUUCUCCUUCCCUGUACGGCACGAGGACAUUGAUAAGGGUAUCCUGAUUAACUGGACCAAAGGCUUCAAGGCUUCUGGGGCAGAAGGGAACAACAUUGUGGGUUUACUCAGAGAUGCUAUCAAGAGACGAGGGGACUUUGAGAUGGAUGUGGUUGCCAUGGUGAAUGACACAGUAGCCACCAUGAUUUCCUGCUAUUACGAGGAUCGCAGCUGCGAAGUCGGGAUGAUUGUUGGCACUGGCUGCAAUGCAUGUUACAUGGAGGAGAUGAGGACUGUGGAGCUGGUGGAAGGGGAGGAGGGCCGGAUGUGUGUGAACACAGAGUGGGGGGCGUUCGGAAACAACGGGGAGCUGGAGGAGUUCAGGCUGGAGUACGACAGAGUGGUGGACGAAACCUCAAUUAACCCCGGAAAGCAGCUAUAUGAGAAGCUGAUCAGUGGAAAGUAUAUGGGCGAGCUGGUCAGGCUUGUUCUGAUGAAGCUGGUGAAUGAAAACCUUCUUUUUAAUGGCGAAGCGUCAGAGCUGCUGAAGACACGCGGCAGCUUUGAGACGCGCUACGUCUCACAGAUGGAGAGUGACACUGGGGACAGAAAACAAAUCUACAACAUCCUGUCCUCGCUGGGUGUCCUGCCUUCAGAGCUGGACUGUGACAUUGUGCGUCUGGUGUGUGAGAGUGUUUCCACUCGCUCUGCUCACAUGUGCGGUGCAGGGCUCGCUGGUGUGAUCAACCUGAUGCGGGAGCGACGCAGCCAGGAGGCCCUGAAGAUCACAGUUGGGGUUGACGGGUCCGUCUACAAGCUGCACCCAUGUUUCCGUGACAGGUUCCACAAAAUCGUCUGGGACCUCACGCCUCACUGUGAGAUCACCUUCAUCCAGUCGGAGGAGGGGAGCGGUCGUGGAGCCGCCCUUAUCUCCGCCGUGGCCUGUAAGAUGGCUGCAUGCUGACGCAGUACAGGGAGCCGUGUGCACUGAGCUGCCUCCUAAAAGGAGGGCAGUGAAGCAAGCCCGAACUCUGAUCUGAGAACAGUGAUGACAUGUCGUCCACAGUUGGCAGCUCUGGCCUUUUUCAGGCUUUGAAGGACGUGUGACAGCAAACUGGACACUCACAGCUGGACGAUACGGACAAGAAAGCAACUUGUAUUAUACUGUAUUUGGUAGCAUUAGACCAACUUGUAGCAAUUUCAGUGUUUCUCAACUUGUUGAUAGUGUUUGGGUAUGACCUGAUGUAUUAUUUAAUGAUAUAUUGUAAUACCCGUGCAAAUGUCUUCAUAUAUAACACAAGGAUUCUUUUUGCGAAUGCUGUUGUAAACUAUGACUAAAUUACCUUUUCUGCCAAGUAAUUCUUGUUUGUGAGCAAUAAAAUAUCUCUUUGGUUUUGUACAUUCAAAUUUUAUGUUUACAACUGUGUUAGCCAGUAGGUUGUGCAUGAUGAAAAUGAAAUGUGAAUAAGCUUAAUUGUAAAUAAAAUUGCUUAAUUAAAUUAAACUCUUAUACUUUAAA